AUGACCACUGCUUUCAUUGUCAUGGGUACUGGCCUGGGACAAUCCGACACGCUCAGUGUGGGUGCAGCUCAAGACGGGGUGUGCUGCUGGCUGGCUGAUGGCCAAAGGCCCUUUGAUCAUUUCUGCGCUGAUUUCUGGCCUGUGUCCGGUGUUUUAGGUGCCCACUGCAUGACGAACAGUAUGGCGCCUGAUCAAGCUGUGCGUCUCCAGCCGGGCCCUAUGCCUUCCGUUGUGGGUUCUGACCAGGUUGACCAUGUGCUUAUGUGUGUGGCAGGCGCCUCCGAUAUGUUGAGGGCAUUCUUGGACAAUGUCGCCCCACUCUGGAUACCAGAGGCCAGGAUUAGCGUGCUUUUCUCUCCUCGGUGUUCUGCCUGGCACAGGCCUUGCCAAAGCACAUGCACAGCGGCUGGUUGGCUCCUUACUCAGAACCACAUCUGCCGGGCCAGUCUGUCCGUUUGUCUGACCAACCUUAGGUGGGAAAGCUACCGACCUUGUGCACCGCUCCAGGAUUGCAACAUGGGAGCACCAACGCCGACUGGGCGGGACACCUGGAUUCCUGUCAGUCCAGACUUUGCCUACCAUAUCCCGUCGUACCAUCAGGCCAAUUGGCUGGACCUGCACCGCGAGCCAAUGGAGCAGCUAGCCUUGCUUCCAGCUUGGGCUGUGUCAACCCGUAGGCAAGCAUGGAGGCAACAAAAUGCCGAUCUUUACCGGGUGUCUGGACUCGCUGGACUAGGCUGGCUGUUGCACUGUCUAGCGGGUGUCCUUCUCUUCUGA
Messenger RNA from Symbiodinium natans, 777 nucleotides. The record is from the annotation of a GenBank genome assembly. Lineage: Eukaryota; Dinophyceae; Suessiales; Symbiodiniaceae.